AUUCCGGCCACCAGAGCGGAGGUGCCGAGGAGAGGGGCGCCGCGGUCCUCCUCCCCGGGCAGGGUGCUCCCUCGAGGGGGGCCGGGGAACUGAGGGCGUCCCCUUCUCUCUCCGGGGCGGGGGUGGGGGGCGGAGCCCAGCGCGCCGCUCCCCAACCCCCAGGGCUGGCGGGGACCCCCCCAGGGGAGGGGCUCCGGGUGAGCGCUGCGGGGCGUCUCCCUCGCAGUCCCGCCCGCCCCUCCUGCCGCCCCUGCCGCGCGCGCCGCAGCAGCGCCGCCUUCCCUGCGCAGUCGGUGUCUCCGCGUCGCUGGGUGGGACUUGGCUGGGCGGCCAUGGGCAAGCAGAACAGCAAGCUGCGGCCCGAGAUGCUGCAGGACCUGCGAGAGAACACGGAGUUCUCAGAGCUGGAGCUGCAGGAGUGGUACAAGGGCUUCCUCAAGGACUGCCCCACAGGAAUCCUCAACGUGGACGAGUUCAAGAAGAUCUACGCCAACUUCUUUCCCUACGGUGACGCCUCCAAGUUCGCCGAGCACGUCUUCCGCACCUUUGACACCAACAGCGAUGGCACCAUAGACUUUCGGGAGUUCAUCAUUGCGCUGAGCGUGACCUCGCGCGGCCGCCUGGAGCAGAAGCUCAUGUGGGCCUUCAGCAUGUAUGACCUGGACGGCAACGGCUACAUCAGCCGGGAGGAGAUGCUGGAGAUCGUGCAGGCCAUUUACAAGAUGGUUUCGUCCGUGAUGAAGAUGCCGGAGGACGAGUCGACCCCGGAAAAGAGGACUGAGAAAAUCUUCCGCCAAAUGGACACAAACAACGACGGCAAGCUGUCCCUGGAGGAGUUCAUCCGCGGGGCCAAGAGCGACCCGUCCAUCGUGCGUCUGCUGCAGUGCGACCCCAGCAGCGCCUCCCAGUUCUGAGAGGAGCCAGGUCCCCCUUCCUCCCUCCCUUCACCGGCCCCCUCCCGGCUCUUAGCUUCCUCUCCCUUGUGUGUAUUCUGGCUGGGGGCCAGAUUGGGGAAGCCCUUCUCCCCGGGUCUGCCCUGUGGGGGGCUUCCGGAAAAGGGAACCCUGCGGUACCCCCAGGCCAAAGCAAGUAAGCGGUUAGCACCCCCCAAUCCCAGAGGCAACAACAGAGACACAGGCUGGGUUGGUCUGCCCCUCAGUCAGGCCCCCUUACCCACCCACCAGCCCCGAGGCCAGACCCCUCUCCCAAAGGGGCAGUCCCGGUCUUGCAGGUCUCAGCUUGGGGGUGGGGGGGAGUCAUGCCCAGGGGAGGAGCCUUUUUAUCUGGAGGGGAGAGAAGGAUUCUAGGGGUGUGGAGUUGGAGAAAGAGGCUUCCUUGAGCCACCCUUCCCACCCUAGCCCUUGCUGGUCCCUAGGCCAAGCCACCAAGUGAAACCUUCCAGGAUACUAGCCCGCCAGCUGUGGGUCCCAGAAAGCCCGCCUGCCUUUUAGCACUUAGAUACACACAGACCCACGGAGCUCUCUGUUUGGCCUCUCACACACACACAGGCCUAUAGACAGAUGGGCAGAUGCACCCAGAGCCCCAUGCACAGUGUCCUGCGUGGGAAAGACACGGCCCCCCCGGCUGAGCCCCUGUCCUCCCCUCUGUCCCCCCAACCGCCCCCCCCUGCAUGCAGCCAAAUGGAGCAUCUCUGUUCUUUUUAAUAAUUUCAGAAUAAAGUCUCAUUUCAGUGCA
Messenger RNA from Nomascus leucogenys (northern white-cheeked gibbon), 1695 nucleotides. It is a transcript of the gene HPCA, whose product is annotated as hippocalcin. The transcript is spliced from 4 exons. Bases 333 to 914 code for a protein of 193 amino acids. The record is from RefSeq and is a predicted model, not a curated record. Lineage: Eukaryota; Metazoa; Chordata; Mammalia; Primates; Hylobatidae. Gene Ontology annotation, molecular function: calcium ion binding.